AUGGCAGAAGAGGCGGAGGGAGGAGUCCCAGCCCUAGAGGCCGCUACCCUCCCCGUCCCAGGCAACAAGAUCUCCCUACCAGCCUUCUUGUCCGUAACCUUCGCCACGACUGCAGGCGCGCCCGAGGAUCUUCGCAGACCUUUUGGUCAAUUCGGUCCUCUCAAAGACAUUUACCUGCCUAAGGAUUACUACACUGGAGAACCUCGUGGUUUUGGUUUUGUCCAAUACGUGGAUCCUGCUGAUGCAGCUGAUGCUAAAUAUCAUAUGGAUGGUCAAAUUCUUCUUGGUCGGGAGCUCACUGUUGUAUUUGCUGAGGAGAAUAGAAAGAAGCCAAAUGAGAUGAGGUCAAGAGAGAGAAGGGGUCGGUUCUAUGAUCGUAGGAGGUCUCCUCCUCGUUACUCUCGUUCUCCCCGCUAUUCUCGAUCUCCACCACCACGCCAUAGAUCUCGUUCUCGCAGUCGUGACUAUUAUUCCCCUCCUCCUAAACGAAGGGACUAUUCUAGAUCUGCCUCUCCUGAGGAUAGAGGGUACAGUCGAGAAAGAUCCUAUUCGCAGCAUAGUAGGGAGAGGUCAUACUCACGCACUCCACCUUAUAAUGGGGGCUCCAGGAGCCGAAGUAAGAGUCCUGCAAAGGGCCCAGGUCGGAGCAGAAGUCCAAGUCCGGACCGUGAUGUUAGGGAACCAGCCCGUGGUAGGUCCCCCAGUCAGUGA
Molecule: messenger RNA, 711 nt
Organism: Sphenostylis stenocarpa
Lineage: Eukaryota; Viridiplantae; Streptophyta; Magnoliopsida; Fabales; Fabaceae
Source: the annotation of a GenBank genome assembly